This is a messenger RNA of Protopolystoma xenopodis, 246 nucleotides long. NCBI's taxonomy places the organism in Eukaryota, Metazoa, Platyhelminthes, Monogenea, Polystomatidea, Polystomatidae. The record is from the annotation of a GenBank genome assembly.
AUGCGACAAUUCAAUCCGUCGCUACCAGUCUCUGCCAGAGCGCGAGAAGCGGAUCGCGCCCAGCUUGUCUCCACGUCAGCACUGCUCCAUCACCUCAUCGCAUACCCGCGCGCAAUCGGGUCGCCCCACUUCGACGCCAUACCGGCCAGAAAGAUAAUUGCAAAUCUGUUCCAUUCGCCGUUCAGCGUGAGCAUGACAUGUGCCCAUUCAUCGAGACCGGACCACCGAAGUGACCAAGAACUUAAA